UCUAAAAGCCUUUACUUUCUUCACAUUCGUUUAAUCGGUACUGAACAUGCAUGGAGAGAGUCAUAGGUUUCAAAAUCGGACACAGAUUUGUCAAGAUCUUCAAAUGGACUCGAUGCAGAAGAACUCAAACGAAUAAACGUCAAUGCAGGACCCGAAUCACAAAUCCGAUCACCGGAAUCCGCUCAUUAGCACGGUGUCUAAGCCGUGGAGCCAAGAGAUUAUGCGGUGGCGAGAAGAUUUCGGGUAAUAGCAAGAUCCGACUGGGUAAGGAUCCGAACGCGUCUCUGUCGAUGAAUGUUGUUCCGAAGAGACAUCUGGUGGUUCACGUCGGUGAAUCAGACGGUGACACGCGGCGGGUUGUGGUGCCGUUGAUCUACUUUAAUCACCCAUUGUUCGGAGAGUUGUUGGAACAAGCGGAGCUGGUUGAUGGGUUCGAUCAACCGGGUCGAAUCACGAUUACGUGUCGGGUUUCUGAUUUUGAGAAAGUUUAAAUGAGGAUCGCCGCAUGGGAUCAUUGUCGCAGGAAAAGGACUUGCAAAAUUCUAUAACUUGACAUUUCUUCCAAAUUAUUUGUGUGUGUGUGUGAAUAUCACUAGUCGUACAGCUAUACUUAAUACAAGAUCAGUGUGAAUGCAAUUUCAUUUACUGAAACAUAUGAAAAGUUUGAUUGGUAAUCCAAUAUCACAAUGAUAUGAGAUUUAUCUAUUAAUAGUUAUCAACCAUAAAAACGGUAUGAAAUCAGAUGUAUAGAUGUGGUAUUCUCAGCCAAAUGAUUCAAACUAUACAAUAAAAUAAACGUGUAUGCUACUAUGAUAAUUAUUACAAUAGUAAAAUAUAUAAGGUAACUAACGAGUUAAACGAAUCAAAACUAUAAUUUUAUAGGCCAUAUCAAACUAACAAGUGUGUUUACUAUGACGCUCUUUCCUACCUCAAGACGCUUCAGAACAAUGUUGAGCUUCAACACUUCACUAACGCACAUUAUUGCGCUAUAUAAAUAAAAGCCGUACAAAUAUUCAAAAGCUUCAGUAGCUCAGUUGGUUAGAGCGUGUGGCUGUUAACCACAAGGUCG
This is a messenger RNA of Brassica napus (rape), 1069 nucleotides long. Its product is annotated as auxin-responsive protein SAUR36-like. The coding region runs from base 51 to 491 and encodes 146 amino acids. Lineage: Eukaryota; Viridiplantae; Streptophyta; Magnoliopsida; Brassicales; Brassicaceae. The record is from RefSeq and is a predicted model, not a curated record. Gene Ontology annotation, biological process: response to auxin. The transcript has a single exon.